AUGCUAGCAACAGUUACCCAUAAACGUUUUCUCAAUCCAUCUAAAGCAAAACUAGCCAAAUUAGCAUUGUCAGUCCGCUGGAAGAGCACUAAGUUGGUAAAUCUAAUCAACAGUUUGGAAGAACCACCUAUGUUACAUUAUAACCAAUAUUUAAAGAAAGUCGAUGAUGUUGGUGAUUACGUGAUAGCUCAAAGAUAUGCAGAGUUUAUGGACCAGCUUGAACCUGAUGAAAAUAAGAACCAAUUCGCUAAAAUAGCUUUAAGCACACCCUCACUUUUGAGUGGAGAGGAAAGAUCAAUAGCAAUAAGAAAUCCACAUCAUAACAGUGAUGUAACAACAGAUACAAAACAAGAACCACUGUCAGGCUGUUCAAUAAAUAGUUCUAAGUUCAAAAAUAUAAAUAACCAAACUCACGUUGAACAAAUAGAUUAUUUAUCAGACUCCAAGAUUUUAAAAGAUAUUAACAAGCAUUUCCAUAUUUUGGAAGAAUAUCAAAACAAGAUACCAUCCCGGGAGCUUUCAAUGUUUAAUUGGCUAAAUUGUGAGUCUGAAUGUAUAUCGUUAUCACACAUCAGUGAAGGUGAUGUUCAAAGAUUGUUUGAUAGAAAAAUAUUAUCACCCAUUUGUACCAUCAUUCAAAAGGUUUAUGGAGUAAAAAUUCAACCUCGCCAACAAAUGUAUAAUAAAGAGGGCAAAAUAUACCCUGACAUAACAAUGGAAUCAGCUAAUGGUAAAGGUUCAGUGGUAGUUGAAGUUAAAAAAGAUUUGCCAGCUGCAAAUGAGCUCAAUAAACAAGAUAUUUCCAAGCUACUCAAGAUUAAUGGGGUACAGCAGGUAAUCAAUUCAAUUAGUUGUUCUGGUUCAAAAUUUGGUAUUUUAACAUCUUUCAAAACCACACUCAUCAUUUUGAUAAAAAAUGAUAAUAUGACAUUCACCAAUGAAGAGUGUAUCCUUGAUAUAAAGUACCUUGUCAUAGACCACUUACAACCAUAUUGCACCCUAAAAUCAAUCAUUUAUAGCUUGUUAGUUGACCAAUUCACUUCACCAUUAAAUGUUCAGCACCACCGUUAUGAAAAAGCAUUGAAAUUCAAAACAAACUUUUUAACAUCUCCACCAAUUGUUGAGAAAAAAUUGCAGCUGUCAAGAGAAUAUCUGAGAUUUAAAUAUGAUGCAAAAACUCUUCGUGAAAAUGAAGAAAACAUAGAGGUUGUAAUUGAUUCUAAUGUCACUCCAAUUGGAACUUUGAAGGAUUAUGAUCAUAUGGUGAGAUCUAUUUAUUUGAAAAAAUCCCACUUUAACCCAGAUGACAAGUCUGAGGACUCUGUUUUCAUCAAAAUUUGGGAUCCUGUCACUUUUGGAAUGAAUGAUGACCCAGCACAGAAUCAGGAACAAAUGGAAUUUGAGUAUUUAAACUCAUAUCACAAUCAAACAAAUGUCAACAAAUCUUUGGUUGGAAGUGCAAAGUGCUGGAAACGAGGAUUUUUGGUUGUCAAAGAUGAAAAUUCCAAAAUCCUAUCAUUGGGGAAAUUUAUGGCUUUUGAAGUUUCAAAUAUGAGCAGUCAGAUGAAAUACCAACCAAUGGAAGUAAUUUUACUAAAGGCGCUUUCACAACUUGAAGCGCUGAAUGCUAAAGGUUUUGGGCUGUAUGUCAAUAUUGAUGCUGAAGAUGAUAAAUUCAAUCCUGAAAAAGACAUGAUCCUUCAAAAAAACGGUGAGCUGUCAAUAAUUAAUGUUGCUGGAACUGGGGAGCAUCCAAGAAGUGAGCCUGGAAGAAAAUUUGACCGUGAAUUUCUGAUUGAUGGGAUGAAGAAGUUUUAUGAAGGUUUUGAAGGAUGA
Hansenula anomala is the source of this 1836-nucleotide messenger RNA. RefSeq lists its product as uncharacterized. The record is from RefSeq and is a predicted model, not a curated record. The coding region runs from base 1 to 1836 and encodes 611 amino acids. The transcript has a single exon. NCBI's taxonomy places the organism in Eukaryota, Fungi, Ascomycota, Saccharomycetes, Phaffomycetales, Wickerhamomycetaceae.